Molecule: messenger RNA, 704 nt
Organism: Hyaena hyaena (striped hyena)
Lineage: Eukaryota; Metazoa; Chordata; Mammalia; Carnivora; Hyaenidae
Product: 26S proteasome non-ATPase regulatory subunit 10-like
Exons: 1
Coding region: 1-684 (227 amino acids)
Molecular function (GO): protein binding
Source: RefSeq, a predicted model, not a curated record
AUGGAGGGGUGUGUAUCGAACCCCAGAAUGGUCUGCAACCUGGCCUACGGCGGGAAGCUGGAGGAAGUGAAGGAGACGAUCCUGGCUGAUAAAUCCCUGGCUACUAGAACCGACCAGGACAGCAGAACUGCACUGCAUUGGGCCUGCUCGGCUGGACACACGGAAAUUGUUGAAUUCUUGCUGCAGCUUGGAGUGCCCGUGAAUGAUAAAGAUGAUGCAGGUUGGUCUCCGCUUCGUAUUGCUGCGUCUGCUGGCCGGGAUGAGAUUGUAAAAGCCCUUCUGGGUGAAGGUGCCCAAGUGAAUGCAGUCAACCAAAAUGGCUGUGCUCCCCUACGUUAUGCAGCUUCCAAAAACAGACACGAGAUCGCCGUCAUGUUACUGGAAGGCGGGGCGAAUCCAGAUGCGAAGGACCUUUAUGAGGCCACGGCAGUGCACCGGGCGGCAGCCAAGGGUAACUUGAAGAUGACUCAUAUCCUUCUGUACUACAAAGCAUCCACAAAUAUCCAAGACACUGAGGGUAACACUCCUCUACACUUAGCCUAUGAUGAGGAGAGAGUGGAAGAAGCAAAACUUCUGGUGUCCCAAGGAGCAAGUAUUUACAUUGAGAAUAAAGAAGAAAAGACACCCCUGCGAGUGGCCAAAGGUGGCCUGGGUUUAAUACUCAAGAGGAUGGUGGAGAGUUAAGCAGCUCAGAUUCAUUCUUU